This is a messenger RNA of Fimicolochytrium jonesii, 1129 nucleotides long. RefSeq lists its product as uncharacterized. The transcript is spliced from 2 exons. Bases 69 to 707 code for a protein of 212 amino acids. NCBI's taxonomy places the organism in Eukaryota, Fungi, Chytridiomycota, Chytridiomycetes, Spizellomycetales, Powellomycetaceae. The record is from RefSeq and is a predicted model, not a curated record.
ACCUGCUCCAUCUGUCCAAAGGCGCCCCCAGAUCACCUCGUUUUGACCAACACCCAAACCUCGACAUAAUGAAGCUCACAGAAAGAGAAAGGCCCACCGUCGGUUGGCAUCUUCCCCCCGAAAUCUGGACGCAGAUAUUCACUCUCAUCGUUCGCGAAGAGAUUGCCCGCAUGUCGCGUAAGCUGUGCGAGAAAGACUUUAACCGGCGGACUAAGACGACCUUUCGCGAGCUGCCUGCUUGUUACGUUUUAUCUCGCGUCUGCCGGAAUUGGCACGGAACGGUCAGGGACCUCGUCGAAAAUGCAAAGUGGACUCGUUUUCAUUACGCUGCCUUUUGGAAUGAUGGGCAAGAUGAGCCCUUUUUCUUUCCACAAGGUCCAAUAACACUGGACAAAGUGGAAAACUUGCAGCUGACAACGGGCAGUUCUCAUGUGGAACAGCUGCUCUCCAUGGUUCCCAACGUUCGUCGUCUGAUAUUUUCGAAAACACCACCCAACGCCUUCUUCGAGGCGGCGUCAAAGCACUGCCCUGCGGUACAUCACAUAACGCAGUCUCAGGACGAAUUAUUUCCUUCGCCUCAACUGGAUCCAGGUGUGCUCAAGACAGCUUUGAGUCGCUGGCAUUCGGCAGGUUUCGGAGGCGUGCGUCAAUUGGAGUUAGACUCGGAUUUGGUCGUAGAUGAUGAUCUCCUGACAUCGAUCAUGUAAUAUUGUCCGCGGUUAAGUUAAUCAUCACCUGCAAAGACGGAGGACUGGUAUCUCAGAAUUUUGACUGAGUUGUCUGCAGCUCCAUGGGAGGUUUCGGGCGGUACUAUUCACAUCCAGAAUGGAACCUGUCUGCCGACGCAUUUAACACGUUGGUGGAUUGGAUCGGUCAAUGGGAGGAGGAGUGGGAUUGGUCGAAGCUUAUCCUUCCUGUUACGGGAGGAAAUGACUUUGCUGAGCGGAUGUUGGCCUUUGCCCGGACCCCGAAGCCUAAGAUGAAAUCCCUCACGUUCAUGGCGUUGCGUGGACAGGAAGGUAGAAAACUCACCAGAGAUGGCCUGUUGGGGGGCCUGAUGGCUUGCCCCAAUCUGUUGGAGCUCAGCAUAUCUCAAGCCAGGUUUGACCUAGAAAUAUUCGACGAUCUC